CGGGGGGUGGCACGGCCGAGCCAGGCGGUGAUGCUGCCGGGGAGGGUCCCCGGGCUCCGCACCCCCGGUCCCGCAGCCUCCUCUUCCUCUCCUCUCCGCCUGCAUCCUUGCUUCCUGGCGUCCUUGCGCUCCCGUUUCCUGGAAUCCCUGCUUUCCAGUCUCCCUGCCUUCCUGCUUCCCUGCAUCCUUGCUUCCCGGCAUCCCUGUGCUCCUGCGUCCUCCCAUCCUCCCAUUCCUGCAUCACUCCCUCCAUCCCUCCCUGCAUCACUCCAUCCAUCCUCCCAUCCAUACCAUCCUCCAUCCGCCCUGCAUCCCUUCUUCCAUCUUCCCACCCCUCCAUCCCUGCAUCCCUCCCUCCCUCCCCACACCCUCCUCAGCACCACCAAGGAGCUGAUCCUGAACCCCCUCCCCGGCCUUGGGUGGGGAGCAGCAGGGGUUGGCAGCACAGGCCCAGAGUUGGGGCGGGGAGAGAAGGAGAGGUGGGGGCGUUGCAGCUGGGCUCUUCGGCAGCACCCAAGGGUGCAGAGGCUGAGAGACCCCCACCCAGCACCCCCCCCAUCCCAACACCCCCCCUCCCCGGGGAUGAGGCAACAGCGAGGGGGACUCGGCUCCGCCAGGCAGCGCCGCCGCAGCUGAGGCAGGAGCUCACAGCCCACCAUGCCCUCCUCCAAGAGCAGCAGUGAGUACUGGAUCGAUGGAUCCCGCCGGGAUGCAGCCCUGGAAGAUUUCUACGCCGUGGGCCCCGAGCUGGGACGAGGAGCAACCUCGGUGGUGUACAGCUGUGAGGAGAAGGGCACAGGCAGCCCCUAUGCCGCCAAGAUCCUGAAGAAGACGAUUGACAAAAAGAUUGUGAGGACAGAGAUUGGGGUCCUGCUGCGGCUCUCACACCCCAACAUCAUCAAACUGAAGGAGAUCUUUGAGACACCCUCUGAGAUCGCCCUGGUCCUGGAGCUGGUGACCGGAGGAGAGCUCUUCGACAGGAUCGUGGAGAGAGGUUUCUACAGUGAGAGGGACGCAGCCCACGUCGUCAAGCAGAUCCUGGAAGCUGUUUCGUAUCUGCAUGAAAAUGGAGUUGUCCAUCGCGACCUGAAGCCGGAGAACCUGCUCUAUGCUGACCUGUCCCCCGAUGCCCCCCUCAAAAUCGGCGAUUUUGGGCUCUCCAAGAUCGUGGAUGAGCAGGACACCAUGAAGACUGUCUGUGGGACGCCAGGGUACUGCGCCCCUGAGAUCCUCCAGGGGUGCCCAUACGGCCCCGAAGUGGACAUGUGGUCCGUGGGGGUCAUCACCUACAUCCUGCUCUGUGGCUUCGAGCCCUUCUUCGACCCGCGUGGGGAUCAGUACAUGUACAGCCGCAUCCUCACCUGCGACUAUGAGUUUGUGUCUCCGUGGUGGGAUGAGGUUUCCCUCAAUGCCAAGGACUUGGUCAGGAAAUUGAUUGUCCUGGACCCCCAGAAGAGGCUGACUGUCCACCAGGCUCUGGAGCAUCCCUGGGUCACCGGGAAAGCUGCCAAGUUCGCUCACAUGGACAGCACCCAGAAGAAACUGCAGGAAUUUAAUGCCAGGAGGAAACUGAAGGCUGCCAUGAAAGCUGUGGUGGCCUCCAGCCGCCUGGGCAACCAUGGCCACCACGACUGCUCCCGCAGCGGCCGCAGCCACGGAGAGGGUCCCCCAGGCUCCUGCCUGCCCCAGGGCACAGGGACUGCUGGCACUGAGACCACCACCACCACCACCACCACUGAAGAGCUCAACGCUUUCCAGAGUGAGCCCACAGCCUCCAAGGUGCCCAUGAACGGUGCUGGCUGCAAGAGCUAACGUGCCUGGUGCCACCAAGAGCUCGCCACAGCUUGGACAAGCAAUGUCCCACCGCCCCUGGGACACUGGCACUGGGAGAGCUGGGGGUAACUGGGGGGAGGGGUGUGCCAGCAGCACCCCAGGUGUAGGUGUGCAUCAAGAGCCUGUGGUCUGUCACGUGGAGCAUCCCUCUGUAGUGUCCUGUUGCUGGUGGCUGUGUGUCUGCAAGGACAAGGUGACUCUCUCUGCUGGCAAGGAACAGUUUUGGCCACUGUGGCUUGAAAAGGAUCCUGGGUGGCUUCAGAACGAGGAGCAAACUGCAGGGAAAAGAAAGGAAUACUUUUCCCCCUCCUUCCCUAUAAAUGCAGUGAGUUUGGCCACUUCCUGUAAAUAGCUGUUGGCUGCUGAGGGGAGAGGCUGCAGCCAGAUUGUCACUGCUGUCACCAGACCCAGCUGCACUUUGCUGCUGGGUCAGAAGAGGUCUGCAGGAGCCUUGAGGAUCCUGUUUGGAGAGUCCACGUCUGGCAGCUGAGCCCUUUGGCCUCUCCAGAGGGAGGCAACCUCCGCUCUGUGCUUCGGUUCCGGUCGCUCCCACAGCUUGGCCUUGCUGCAGCUGGUGCCAUGCUGGUGGCACUGCCAGGAGCUGGCAGCACCAGCUUCACCCUCACCAGUCCACUCAGGAUCGACACAAGGAGCUUGAACAAAGACCAGCAGGAGGGGACUCUUGCCUCCAGCAGCCUGUGGCACUGGAGCCUGGCAGCGCUUCCCCAGCGAGGAUGAGGAGCUGAGGGGCACUGUGGGUUUUUAAGACUCUUUGGACAAACUUCUUGCAAACAAGGGUUGUGUUUGGGGGUG
This is a messenger RNA of Dryobates pubescens (Downy woodpecker), 2646 nucleotides long. It is a transcript of the gene CAMK4, whose product is annotated as calcium/calmodulin dependent protein kinase IV. Gene Ontology annotation, biological process: protein phosphorylation. The record is from RefSeq and is a predicted model, not a curated record. The transcript has 12 exons. NCBI's taxonomy places the organism in Eukaryota, Metazoa, Chordata, Aves, Piciformes, Picidae. Gene Ontology annotation, molecular function: calcium/calmodulin-dependent protein kinase activity; ATP binding; calmodulin binding. Bases 658 to 1812 code for a protein of 384 amino acids.